Schistosoma mattheei is the source of this 3459-nucleotide messenger RNA. The record is from the annotation of a GenBank genome assembly. NCBI's taxonomy places the organism in Eukaryota, Metazoa, Platyhelminthes, Trematoda, Strigeidida, Schistosomatidae.
AUUUUCAAAAAUGACGCUUUCGGAUGUCUUUCCUGUCACAUGUGACUAUGGAACUUUCAAAAUAUGUUGAACUGUUUCUGUUUCAAAGCAUAUAGUCCAAAUACAGUUUGACUAAAGAACAAACGACCUGAAGAUUGCACAGGUAUUCAGUGUUUGAUAACGCUUUUAUCAGUAACACCUAAUAUAACUCGUACCCACCAAGAUAAAUCAAAAGACAGAAUCGAGGAGAUUAGAAGUUGUAUUUGACGAUUGCCAAUACAUCGGAAUUCUCUGAUCUAAUCUGGCUAGCGAUUGCGGUAAAUGUUGAACACGGCGUUCCCACACGUGAUCUGAUACGGAUGCAUGACCGAGCGCCCUCAGCCAGAUAUAAAACAAAAAAAUAUUUUUUGAAAAAAAAAUCAAAAACUGAGAUUUUGGGAAUUUACUUUUACGGUUUUCUUCCACUUUAUACAAUAAAUUAUUAGAAUAAAUUAAAACAUAAUGGAUAAUUUAAAUGGAUCAAUUGAAAAUACAACAAUAAAUAUUACAGAUGAUAUUGAUUUACCUGGUCUACGUGUACCCGAUAUGAAACGUAUUAAAAAUGCACGUAAAGAACGUGCAAAUCAAUUAAAAGAAUGGCAAAUUUAUGAUAAAAAAAUGCAAAAAGAAUCAGAAAAAUUACAAAAAAAAGGAUUAUCUCCAUUAAAUGAUAGAAGACAUUAUAAUUCUAAUCGAGUUGUAAAAUUUCCUCAAAGUUUAAUAUUUUUAGAAGCUGCUGCACGAGGAGAUCUAGAUGAAGUUCGUGAAUUACUUAGCAGUGGAGUCUGUCCAGAUGUAGCCAACGAGGAUGGAUUAACAGCAUUACAUCAGUGUUGUAUUGAUAACAAUUUGGAAAUGUGUCGGUUACUUCUUCGAUAUGGAGCAAAUCCUAAUUCUCGUGACACAGAACUAUGGACUCCAUUACAUGCGUCAGCUACAUGUCAUCAUACAGAGAUGUGUAAAAUUCUAAUUGAUCACGGUGCAGAUCUACUAGCUAUGAAUGUUGAUGGUAAUAUGCCUUAUGAAUGUUGUAUGCCUGGACCAACACUGAAUUUAGUAGAAACCGAAAUGGAUAAAAGAGGCAUAACACAAGAAGAAAUAGACGAUUGGCAUCGGGUGCCAGAAUGUGAAAUGCUUGCAGAUAUGGAAGCCUUAUACAAAGCUGGUGCAGACCUUGAUCGACUAGAUGCACAAGGAGCAUCUAUGUUACACAUCGCAGCUGCUAGUGGCUUUGAAGAAGUUGUUUUAUUUUUGUUAAAACGUGGAGCAAAAAUUGAUCUUCUUGAUAAAGAUGGUUGGCAAGCAAUACAUAUUGCAGCUUGUUGGUGUCAAUUAGAAAUUGUUGAAUUACUUGUAAAUUUCGGUGCAGAUAUAUUAGCUGAAACUAAAAAUGGUGAAACAGUAUUUGAUAUAUGUGAAGAUAUUGAAAUGCAUACACGUCUAAUUGAAAUUAAACAAGAAGUAGAAAGAAAAAAAUCUCAACAACAAGAUUUACUUAAUAAACCUGGUAAACCACGUGAAUUAGUACGUCGACGUAGUAGUACAAAUCCAAGAAGUGCAUCUAUUCGUCGAACAAGUAUGAGAGAAAAAAAAAUGAUCUCUUGGAAAGAAGCUAAACAAGAGGCUGAAAUGCGUGGUGUAGCUACAGCAUCAUCAGAUGAAAAGAAUACAUCAAAACCUUUAAGUCCUAUACCCAAUGGAUCUACAGAUCAUAUUCUUCAAAAAUCUACAACCUAUCCAGAAUCCCAUGAACUUACUAGUCCAAAAACUAUUCGUGGUUCCACACGUAGUUCACAUCCCGGUCAUUCCUCAAAAUCUUCAAUCCCACCAACAUCGUCUCCAAUUUUAGCUGGUGUAGUAACGCAUCAUGGUAGCUCUUGGUCGGGCAAAGUACAACAAAACGACACUGUUACUGAAGUUAACGGUCCUACUCCAUCACCUAAUCUUCGUAAUUCAUCCAGAAUGAAAGAUAAAGAGGUCAACCCAUCCAAGCGCAACAACCCACAGUCUACACUAAAUAACGACUCUGGUCCAAUAGGUGUUGUCAGUCCAUCUCCUGUUGCACCUCAUCGUACAGGCCAUGAUAAAGAAAGAAUUGUCAGAGUUCCGUCGGGUCCUGUACAAAAUCCUGAAAAUGUCGGCACAUUGACACGACGACCUCAACAGACAGAAUACGGAAGUAAAUCUCCACCAAUCAGCUCACCCGACCUAUCACCUCAACAUCAUACUCUAAGUCCUCAACUACGUCAGUCAAAAAGUCGAACAAUAUCUGGCGUUGAAGGGUUAGCUAAUCCAGAUCAGUCUGGCACUCACCUUAAGGCUCGAGUAAGUAGCCAUGAUAAUGCAUACGCAUCUUCUCUUCCUCGACGCGAUAACAAUAACCAGACGACUGAUUUAAACAAUCAACCGGUUCGUGGAGAAAGACGUUCCUCCACGAGGAAGAAAAAACCAAUAUUAUCAGAGCAAAAGCCAUCAAGAAAUGACAAUAGAGAAACUGGUAUUUCAGUACAUAAUGCAUAUUGUGCACUGCCGUCUAAUAAUCCGUUUCAAAACAAUCAACUUCGUAAUGAAGAAAAUCAUCCUGACAGCCAAAAUAUUAUUCUACGUUCUCCAAACAUCAAUCGCAAUGAUGUUAAACAAACAACUAGAAGUAGAAUUACUUCAGGUCAACAAAGUAGUUCAGGACAAGUUGUACAUGCUACAGCAUCUCUACCAAGAAGGGAGUUAAUCAAUUAUGGAGAUGAUUUAGGCUCCAGACCGAGUGGUAAAUGUUGUGUAAUAAUGUAAUCAAACAAUACUUGAUCAUAACCAUUCUUUUCAUUUUAAAUUUAUUAUACAUUGUCUAUUUUACAAUCACGAACCUUUCCAUAUAUACAUAUGUAAUCCUGUAACAACAAAAAAAUCAGAGUUCGCUAACUCAGUGAUAUAUGCAAACAAAGCGUCUGACCUAUCUCAUAUUAUCAUAAUCUUACUGAAACCAUCAAAAUAUUGUACAUAUCUAUUCAAAUUCCAUUUUUCCUCCUCUUUGUUUUUGCUUGAUUCUCUUUUUACCAGUUUUUUUUUCCUUAUCUAUACAGUUAGCAAUUGAAUGAAAUAAAAAAACAAACAGUAAACAGAUUACUUCAUCACGUCCAAGUUUGAUGUUUUCACAGUCUUAACUUACCAAAUCAAAAUAGUAUUUUCUAAGUUAAAUGAUUUUAAUUUUGUUCAUGAAUUUAUUUAUUUAUUUUCAGUUACUUUUUUUUAAAAAAUUAGAAAAUGAAAAAACAUUACUGUGUUUACUGAAUUCAACAAAAUGUCAUGUCCAUGUAAUUAUAUAUAUGAAUGAUUGAUUUUGGCCACAAUACCCUUUUAUACAUGGUUGUUUAGUGAUAUCCAGAGUAUUAUCUGAUAAAAUUUUAUGUAAUGUAUAAGAAAAGCAACAAAUUGAUUAGGUUAUCU